Molecule: messenger RNA, 369 nt
Organism: Gongylonema pulchrum
Lineage: Eukaryota; Metazoa; Nematoda; Chromadorea; Rhabditida; Gongylonematidae
Source: the annotation of a GenBank genome assembly
AUAAGCACUAUGAGCGAGGCUGAUGCUUCUCUCAGUGUGAAGGAUGAGGAAAUUGAUGUUGCUGAAGUGGAAAAAUAUCGCAAAGAACGCGAAAAUGAGCAGUUCCCGGACGAAAUUGACACACCAGUAGAUACCCCAGCUCGAAUUCGCUUUCAGAGAUAUCGUGCGCUAAAAAGUUUCAGGACAUCGCCAUGGGACCCACUCGAAAAUCUUCCUCAGACAUAUUCUCGUAUUUUCAAGUUCGCUGAUUACCGUCAUUCGAAAAAAGUCGCAUUGUCUGCUGUGGCUAACGAAAACGAUUACAGUGCUCCGGGAGGCGCAUAUGUUUCCAUUUACAUUUCGAGAGUACCAACAGAUUUAAUAGGGUAA